This is a messenger RNA of Trichophyton rubrum CBS 118892, 2725 nucleotides long. RefSeq lists its product as uncharacterized. Bases 1310 to 2725 code for a protein of 471 amino acids. Gene Ontology annotation, biological process: potassium ion transmembrane transport. The transcript has 2 exons. The record is from RefSeq and is a predicted model, not a curated record. Gene Ontology annotation, molecular function: potassium ion transmembrane transporter activity. Gene Ontology annotation, cellular component: plasma membrane. NCBI's taxonomy places the organism in Eukaryota, Fungi, Ascomycota, Eurotiomycetes, Onygenales, Arthrodermataceae.
UCUCGCGGCAUCGCCAGAUAUCAUUUCAUUCCAGCGUCUUCUGCAUCGCAGGAUACUCGUUCAUUACUGCUGAUUUCUCGUUCUUUACUGCUGUCGCUCUUUAGCUGUUGCUGUUUUGCUUGCCGCUGUCUGGCUAGUUGGCCGGCAGACUCCGUCUACUUCCAUAUAUCUACUUGCUACUAGUGAUAGUCUGCCUCGACCACUUACUUCCCACCACACAGCGCAUACCACCCCCAGCUCGAAAUGAUGCGCGGUGCCGCUAGACUUGCUGUUUGACGUCGAGACAGACCGGAACUUCGCCCAGGGACCUGGCAUUGUUGAUAAAUGCCCGUCCUGCCGCUCCUUUAGCCGCCAUCAAUACUGCUCUGUCCGCGGGUUCGGACAGGAGACAUACAGGAACAAAGGGGAAAAGAAGAAGAAAACAAGAAAAGACGGCCAGUCGCAUUGCGCUGGUACUGCUAUAUUUGACAUAUACGUGCGGCUGUGCUGCUACUUCGCUCUUUGCGCCGUUGCUUAUACCACAUAGGUAGCGCUACGACUACUACUACAGAGUUCCCAUCAUGGGCUGUUGCGGGGGCCGCGAUGAGGAGGUCCGGCUCAGAGAGGAGCAGAAAUGGGAUUACAUUAACUUGAAUGACUUUACUACAAAGUCCUGCUGGAUCCCCGUCUCGUACACGAUCCUUUACUUCAACGUCAUGAUCUCCCUGGCCGUCUACGCGCUUGACACCUUCACGGCCGUCAACUUGCUUGCGUUCUCUCGCUGGUCCAGUCAGAUCAAGCCUGCUAUCCCCCUCGACAUCUCUAAGUGGAUAUUCGCCGGGUGCAUCAUUUUCUCCCUCGUGCUGCUCGUCUACCGUUGGCUGCGUGCCAUCAGGGUCAUCAAGUCCGGCGGCAUCGCCCAGUGCUAUCUCGACCCCAUCGCUGUCAAAGUCCAGAGUAUUCGCACCAGCAAGCGUGCCUCCGGAUGGAGACGAUUCCUUGUCUUCGCCGAGUUGACCAAGAGCAGGAAGGGAGCAGAUUACGUUGCCAUCUUUACCUACUUCAACUUCGAGGGUGAGUUUUUCUUUUCGUAGGUUUCCUCCAAAAUAACUCUUCUAUCUAACGGUCUCUAGCAUGGUUGAGAGUCAUCUUUGCUCAGGGACCGCGUCAGGUCAUCAAUGGUAUCACCCUCUACUCUGUAGCACAGCUCAAUCUUAUCCCAAUCGGCGAACAUGCUGCCCCAGAGGGAACUUCGGCAAUCUCCCAGUUCUUCAUCAACAUUGAAGCCCUGGCUGAAAAGGAUAGGCUACAGGCCCUCAUUCUCUUCUCCAUGCUUUUCACCCUCGUUAUCUGGGCCUUUGAGUUUCUCUCUUUCUGUGUCUCUGUACUGCUUUACUUGCUCUUCCUCUGGCACCAUAUCCCGUCAGAGGACGGCACGCUUUCGGCCUACUGCCGUCGCAAGAUCAACAGGCGGCUCGAACGCAUUGUCAAGAAGAAAGUUGACAAGGCUCUCACGAACGCUGUUGUCCUGCAAGAUAGGAAGCGUACCAACACCGAUCUAGAAACCGGAGUGGCCUCUAUCAAACGCAACCCAACCUUGCCCACUCUUCCCUCGGUUAUGGACCUCAAGCAGCCACAGCAACCUAAACUGCCGGAGAUGCCUCCCCUCUCACGCCAGACAACCGUCACUACCUUGCCGCCUUAUAGACCACAGACGUCCAACACUGAUCGACCGCCGCCUCUGCCAGAAGUUGACUGGGAUUCCCACAACUAUGAACAUGAUCAGUACGACAACGAAUAUAAUGACCAUGAUCAUGACCAGCAUGGUGACCAUGUCAUGGCAUCCUCUACCUCAAUGCAUCGGACGCACUACUCAGAUGACGCCUCUGCUUCUCUAGUAAACAACGCUGGUGGUAUUGGGUACUCACCACCAUCGUCGCAAUACGAUUAUCGCCCACCACACCAGCAGCAGCACCACCACCAGCGCGAUCCAAUGCAGCGUGAAUACACGAAGACGCCCAUGCUGCCACCCGUAGAACGAUACGGCACUCCGCUCUCUGUCUCCACUGCACCAGUCUUCAAUGCUCAGGGGCUCGGUCAAGGCCGGCGUACACCAGGACCAAUGACACCGGGACCAGGCCCAUUGACUCCCGGACCGGGGCCUCGCACUCCUGGACCUCUCACCCCGGGACCUAGUUCAAUGGGCCGCCAAACCCCAUCCAGUCACCACCAACAACAGCAACAACAAGCAUGGGAUGCACCAGAAGUGCCCGAUCUACCAGAGCACAGCCCCCAACCAACACUCCCAUCAAUAUCUCGCCCUGGAACUGCCUUUGCUCCUCCACCAUCCGUAUCUACGCCUGCGCCAUCAUUUAACCGUGACCGAGAACGUGAAAGAUACGGGCUAUACGAUGGCCCACAAAUGUCUUCCCUCCCACAAAUACCGUCCGCCCCUACGCCAACGCCAAGUGCACCUCCUACGCAUGGUAACGGGGCACCGUAUAGAAAUUUUGCCCGGCCGUCGCUAGCUCCUUACUCUGCUCCAGGGGGGCAAGACAUACCACCACGAUCAGAAACCGCACCCUUACCAUCGCAAGGCCAGUACAGUCAUAGCCAAGUAGGCUACAGUCAAACUGGUAGUCAGGGUCAUGGGCAGCAGCCAGAUCUACGGCAGGAACCUCAGUUACCCCAGAUACAACCACCAAAUGGCACACAAAAUGGGUCAUACCCUUCCGUUAACCCAUAA